AAUUGAUUCAAUUAUUACCUCAAAUUAACAUAAGAUAACAGAAGAUACGCUUCGUAAACGAAUGGUUUUAUAAAUGUUUUUGAUUAGCUGUAUAUGCAUGUAUUAACGUUUAUUAUCACUGAAAAACUACUUAGAGGCAAAGGAAUUUCGAGAUCUUCUGAGUUUUAUCUGUUUGUAUAGGAGAGGUAAACAUCACUUUAAAGAUGGCGGAGAAGAAAGGAAUAUCAAGCUUAACCGAUGCGUCAAUCGAGAAGGCGUUCGAGAAGACUAAUGAAGACUGUCGACGUCCUGACACGGAUUUAGUUCGGCUAAAGGAAAAUCUGUACGAAGACGCCUUUAAUAUAAUCAAAAACUGGGACGAACCGUUGGGAACAUCGCUAAACUUACAAUGGUCGAAAGGACGGGAAUCUUCAUGGAGAAGGACGUUUGAUGAAGGACUUUCACUGAUGCUCUUGGAUUGUUACAAUGGUGAAGCUAUAGGAAUACGAAUUAUAAAACAAGAUGUCAAAAACGAACAGUUCGAUCCAAGCAAAAUACAAAACGACGCUUUGAGAAAAAUCCACAUAUUUAUUCAUCAAGAGGUUGAAGAAUCGAGGUUUUAUGAAAAGUAUUGUGCUGAAGAAUCGUUUCAUUUCUUAGGAUUAGCUGUUUCAGAGAAGUACCAAAAGAAGGGAUAUGGUAAAUAUUUACUUGAAGUAGGAGUAGAAUUCGUUAAAAACCUUGGAAUAUGUCCGUUUAUUCAUGGCGAAGGAUCGUCGGCGUAUUCCCAGAAAAUAUACGAGAAAAUGGGAUUUGAGACACUGAAAGAAGUCGGAUUUGAGGACUACAAAGUAAACGGUGAAAUAAUAUUUAAGAAUACCGGUGUUCAUAAAACACUUAAAGUAUAUGGACUUCACUGCAUAUAACGGACUCAAUGAUUAUUCUGUUCACAAUGAGUGCAAUAUUAAUGCGUAAGAUAUGAAAUACCUCUUAUAUGUAUAUGGACUUUUACCUGUUGAAUACAGUAAACAGCCUUUAUAAUUUAUUUCGAUCAACUCGCUUUUAAGGCCUGUUAGUAUGUAAAUUGCAGAAUUUAUCCUAGCUUUCAUUACGAAUACAAAUUAACCGGAUUAUAUCGCUUAUUGAUGUUUUUGAACAAAAACAUAUUUUAUAUUACGUACGUAUAACCGCAUAAUUAUGCUAACUUUAAUACCCAGUUCUCCAGUUUUGUGGUCUAAUGGUCGUGUGUUACCUACUAUCAAUACCAAUACGGCAUGGUUUAACUAAGGUGAUAAUCAAUAACAGAUGUAUGUAAGGUUCACUGUAACUACAUCAUCAACUGUAUAUUUAUGGAUGUAUUUCUUAAAAUGAGUGAGAUAAAAUAUGAUUAUAUUUUCAUGUUAUUCACUCUCCUCAAAUACAUAACAAUUAUCAACGACUAAACCGAAAGUGGAUUGGAUAUCAUGUCGAUGAGUCAUGGGAAAACCACUUAAGCAACGGAUGACAUGAAUUUAUAAUGCAAGCGGUCAAUGUCAGUAAGACGCACAUUGAUGUUGUGAUUUAUAGCUGGAAUAUAUGAUUUCGUAGGUAAUUAUAACUGAAGAAUUUGAAAGGCAGAAUACUGACUCGGGCGUGAAACAAUGAGUCACGAAGACCAGCUGAAGAACAAAUUGUAUAGAAACUGGGUAAAAUCUUCACUUGCGUUGAAAUACCUGAAGGAUGGAUUGGAAGGUUUUGUUGACGAUCAGGCUAGUUUGAUGCAUGAUGCAUUUCUUACAUACCUCAAAGGACAGUUAGGUACUCCAGGUAACCUUUCAUGCAAUUGUAAUCUGUGUGACAUUGUACCACAUCAUUGUGUAAUCAAUCAACCGUGUCGAACUGCAAAUCCAAAAAACUGCAACUGUAAGGGAAAGUCACGACGGAAGGGGUGUCCAAAAAGUAUGUGUGGUGUUAUAUACGACCUGAUAGUAGAUGAACAUCAAAAAAAGGAUCCAAUAUGGUCGAAUACGGAUUCAUCAAAAUGGCUUUCCGACCAUUGGGAGAUUGCAAAAUGUUUCCUCAGCAUAACAGGGUACAAAUCGACAGGCUUAGAAGACAUGGACUCGUCCGGUCUGUUGAGCAUUUGCAUUAACUGCAGAUACAUAGCUUCAGCGAUCGCCAACAUGAGGAAUUUUGAACAGGCCCGAGAUCUUCGCAAUACCAUUCUGCACUCCGGUACGUACGAGUUUCAAGAUUACGAAGUGCAAACAUUCAUUGCCAAGAUGAUCGAUGUUCUUUCUGAUGGUGACGUUCUGAGCAAGGAUGUUAACGCAUUAGCAGCUAUUGAGAACCUUAAAAAGCUACAGAUGGAAGACUUUUGUAUUUCUUCUCAAGAGGCAGACGCCAUGUGCGCGAGUGCACGGGAGGAAAACUACUUGAAGCUUAAGCUCCACUUGGAAGAAGAUCUGAAAUCGUUCAACAGAAAGCACCAUUCUUCGGUGCCACUUUCGUCGUUUUUGGAAGAGAACGAAGUUCCCCUGGCAGAAUUAUAUGUCCAACCAGCGCUUUUUUCUGUUGAAAGUCUUGGCUCCACUUUCGAAGGACUUCGUUCAAAAGAAAGACGGAAGGUCAAAAGCCUUCAUGAGAUAUUUCACAAUCAAUCAAAGAGGUGCAAUGAAAUAUAUCUAUCUGCAGAUGCUGGUUUAGGGAAAACGGUCUAUGCUAAAUAUCUUGCAAACCUUUGGUGUGAUUCCAUAUACGACAACAAGGAAUCGGUGGACCUCGAAACUACCCGAAGUUUCGAACCAGACGAUCUAGAAACCAUCCGCAAGUUUGACUUCGUGUUCAUUAUUUUACUUAGAGAGUGUCUUGAAGAUGAAUGCGAUGUCGAUGUUAUGCUAUACAAUCAAGUAAUUUCACAGUUACCAAGAUUACAGUCGUAUUCUCUUGCAUUUAUAGAAAGAGUCUUGAUAUGCGAACAAUGUCUAAUCGUCUUGGAUGGGCUUGAUGAAUGGACUCACCCCGAGAGGGCUGUCUCAAAGUGUCAAUUGAAAGAAUCAAAUAUACCUCACAGAAAACCACGAGCCAAAUGCACUAUAUUGACAACAACCCGUCCCUGGAAAAUAGACGUGAUCAAUUUAAAAACCAGUCAAAUUGAUCGACAUAUUGAAAUAGCUGGAAUUGAAAGCAAAGCCUCGGAAGAACUGAUACAAAAUGUCAUACUAAAAUUUGAAGAUGAAUGUAUUAACCUUUCGGAAUGUUCAAUGAAGCAAUUUUACGACGAACUGCAGAAGAAACACAUAGGUCAUCUUCAGAAAAUUCCACUGCUUUUAAUGCAUCUUCUUUGUGUCUGGUGUGAUGACACGCAACUGGGAGACUCCAUGUGUGAUGUUUUCUGUGAUAUUAUAAAGUUGAACCUCUCCAGAGCUGAGAAGAAAGAUGAAAACUUGUUUCAAGAUGAAGGCAAAGGAGUCGUAAACAAAACCAUUCAGGACCUAUUUGAUAGCAAAUAUCACUCAACAAUACAGGCAUUGGCGAAACUAGCAUUCAAUACAUUAUUUGACGCACAUCGCGAGAGAUCACUGCUAUUUAGCCGGUCGGAAAGUAUCAAAACACUUGGAGAAACAGUUUUUCAGAGCGUUUUGAAGUCUGGUUUAUUGACACAGCGGAAGGUUGUUCGGAAAUUAACUAGACGGGAGUCAGAAGUGUCCUUUCCGCACAAAACAUUCCAGGAAUUCUUUGCAGCCGUUCAUAUUUGUCUAGAGUCAGGCAAAUUGGAGAUGCAGCAGUCACUUUUGACAAUGUGCUCCACUAUCAACACCAUGCUUGAGUUCUCAAAAGUUUUCAUAUUUCUUAGCGGUUUAUCACCUGCAACCGCUUCAGAGAUAUUUUCCAAACUUCAGCCUGCAAUAAAAGCUAGUAAGGAGCGAAAAAUGUAUCUUGCUCAUGGGUCUUUGCUGAAGUAUUGGGAAGAUGUUGCGCCACUUAAAGACUUGCAGGACAUGUUUUUAUCAUGUCAAAUGGAAUACGAAGAUAGAAAGCAAUGCAGCAAUGAAACAUUUUCAGUUAGCGUUUGUGACGUGUUCAUAGACGAUACAAAUAAAAUAAAUCAAGCGUUUUGGAACUUAACAUCCGAUACGUCGUUCGCAAAUACACUGCACAUCAAUGACGUUAACACUGAUGAAGAUUUUAAAAACGUAUUGAGUAAAAUGCCAGCCAAUUUCUUGUCUCAACUCAAAAGACUUGAUAUUUGGGCCAUUGCCAGCGAAACUGAGAUUGAUCAUUUAUUUACCUGUGCGAAAGAAACAUUGAAUAUUUUGAUAUUUCAUUCUGGUUGCUGGAAAAGCAUGCGUUGGGUGGAACAUUAUGUCCCUCUUUCAGAGAAAGCGUUUAAUGCCAUGUGCCUCAUGAUGAACCUUGAAACUUUGUCACUGUGGGACUUGCAUCUUACACACAACCAACUAGUGGAGUUGAGUUCUAGUCUUGAAAAGAAAACUUGCAUUAAACAAAUUGGAUUAGGGGACAUUCACUGUUUAGAUCACGGUGUUUCGUGCAAAGAACUGAGUCUCGACUUGUCGAAGCAAACAAGUCUGAAAAUACUACAAGUGAACUUACUUCCAUAUUCACAUGUGAUGGUCCCGGUGUCGAUCGAGGACUGCGUACUGGGAGCAUUUUUUGAGUCUUGCAUUUUGAAGACUUUAUUUGAAGGACUACAAAGAUCAACCAUGCUACGCGCUUUCUGCUGUUUUGAGCUGAAGAGUGAACAAGAUAUUGAUCUGAUGAUUAGUGCAAUUCCCACACUACGGGCACUGGAGACUUUGAUUUUACAGCGCACCGAUUUAGGGGACAAAAUACUGACGAUAUCAAAAGAAAUGCUAAGUCUUUCUGUGAUCAAAUUGAAAAGAGUACGUCUCUCCGUCAAAUGUCUGAAAACACUUACAGAGCAAAUCUCCGAUUUCCAUCAGCCAAUAACAAUUGAACUUGUCGGAUGUGAAGUAACGACUAGCGAUGACUUUGAGCAAUUUAAAGUAGACAUUAUGGCGUCUAGAACAUUCAAUGUUAUCGAAAACAGCAUUGACCAAUACAAACGAUCGAGGUUCGUUUUCCAGAGAAGAAAGUGACGUUGCAUAAAAUCAUUCUGUGUUCAGAUAAUAAUUCUCAAGUUCAGUGCGAAAUAGGGACAAGUGCAAUAUUAUACACAUACGACUCGUAACGGAUUUGUUUUAUUUAUUUUGUAUUUUAUUCUAUAUUUAUUUUAUGUUUAGAGAUUACAAUACAUACCUAGCAAUACUCUUUAUCUAUAUAUUGAAAUGCUACGUGUGUUUUAUUGUUGAAAGAUGCUAACAUUUAUCAAUAAACAUAUUUUAAUGUA
Molecule: messenger RNA, 5329 nt
Organism: Mya arenaria
Lineage: Eukaryota; Metazoa; Mollusca; Bivalvia; Myida; Myidae
Exons: 6
Coding region: 1620-5078 (1152 amino acids)
Source: RefSeq, a predicted model, not a curated record